UCCUUGGUUUUCAUUAUAACAGUUUUUUAACUGUGUCACAUUUUUAAACAAAGUUUUAUUGUCACUUUAGUGAUAUCUCCUUAUUUGGAAUAUGUAUUAUAAAUGAUAUGACAAGUAAAUAUCUAAUCAUCCUUAUCUGAAAAUAAGAAGAAAAACCAUUGUAAGGUAUAUAGUAUGUGUGUGUGUUUAAGUUUGGAGGAAAAAAAAGCAAAACAUAGGCAUUCUAUAGCAUCAUAUGGAAAUCUUUAAUAAUUUGUUGCUUUUAAUUCUGCAUUAAAAAAACAGAGAUCCUUGUUAAGUUUUUAAUGGCUAACAACCAAGUUCCAUUUUGUUAAAAAAAAUCCCAAUAAAAAUUAUUAAGUAGAUGUUUAUACAGUGUGGAUUUUAUAGUCAACAAUUACAGUGUUGUCUUGGUAAUAUCUAGCUUUUCCCAGUAUAUCUCUCAAUUUAAUUGUUAUCUCUUGCUUGUGGGAAAAUAGACUUCCCUAAUAGAUAUUAGGCCUUUGAAUAAAAUCUAUGUGAGGCAGAUGUUACAAUGCUGUUCUUACUUUCAAAAGUGUUAGGAUAGGCAUUAGUAUAGUCUAUUUACCCCUUUAGUUGGUGCCAAGAAAUUUGAUCCCACUAGGUUUCAGUUUAGAGGGACCUUACAAUAAAGGUCAGUCACUUCUUUAACUCUGCAAGUAAUUUUAAGGCUAACAUCAGAAAAACAAUGUAUAAAAGAAAGAACAGGAAUAGAAAUUGCAGUAAGUAAGGGAUUCAAAAAUUAGAAUAAAUGGUAGGGACUGAAGGGCACUGAAAAUUAUUGCUUCAUUUCUACUCACCAGAGUUUAUUUAUGGGUGUUCUAAUACAGCAAACAUUUAGUGAGCAUCUGAUGCACCAACAAAGAUGACUAAGACGUAGUUCCUGCACUCAUGUACCUUACAUAUCAAAGAAGGAACAAACUGGCAUGAAGCAAGAAGCAAUGAUAUUUACAAGGGCAGUCAUAGUUACAUGCACAAGUUUUUAUGAGAGCAUGGAGGAGGGACAGCCUAACUGUGUUGUACUGGACUACGUAGUGAUAAUUCUGUUUAGGCAACAUAAUGAGAUUUUGAAGAAGUUAGCUGGAUGAAGAAGGUGUGAAACAGGUUUUUUGUGUCAGUUUAGGUGUUCCUGUGCCCACUGUUUCUGGAUAAGCAAAAUCUAUUAUUUUUAUAGUGCCUGAGAUCAACACAAUUCCCCCCUUUGGUUUCUGACCUUACAUGGGAGUUGUCUUACGCGAUUAAAGGCCUAGUACACAGCAAAAUCUAAGGGUACAGUGGACAUCGUUACUGGUAGAAAUACUUUUUUCGGCUGUUGAAUUUUUAACUUUUCACAUUAAGCAGUGAAGAAUUCCAAAAACCUAAACAGUUCUCUAUCUCAACAUUCUUUCUUAAAAACAAAUGGAAGAAAAAUGAAAAAAUAAACUACUGAAAGGAAAAUUUAAAAAAAGACACAUACACAAAAGCACUCACAAAAAAUGGCUAGUCACUUGAGUCUUCGGAGGCCACGAGGUGGCGCUGCAGGCUAAAGAGACGAAAAAAAAGCGAACCAAGGAUGCUGCCGAGGUCACUAACAAGAAAGGAAGAUUCGGACGGAUUCGCUGGGAAGAAAAGCUAUAGCCGCCCAAUCACAGACCCCUGCUACUUCAGGCGUGGGUCUGGAGUUUGCGACUGCUGUUUCUUUAUAUUGGGAAAUGUGGUUGUGACUGAAAUUGACGAAAGCCGUGUUCAGAAGAAGCUAUGGAGGCUGGAGGGCUGCGCUUCCCGAGACAAAGGCAAGUCCUGUUUAUCUGUAUAAUUUGGGGAGUAUCCCUGGCAGGUUCUGAGUUUGGACGUUAUUCGGUGACAGAGGAAACAGAGAGAGGAUCGUUUGUGGUCAAUUUGGCAAAGGAUCUGGGGCUAGCAGAGGGGGAGCUGGCUGCAAGGGGCGUUCGGGUGGUCUCUGAUGAUAACAAACAACACUUGCUCCUGGAUUCUCAAACCGGGGAUUUGUUCACAAAUGAGAAACUGGACCGGGAGAAGCUGUGCGGCUCCACAGAGCCCUGUAUGCUGCAUUUCCAAAUUUUGAUGGAUAAUCCCUUUCAAAUAUACCGGACUGAGCUAAGGAUCAGGGAUAUAAAUGACCAUUCACCAUUGUUUCAGGACAAAGAAAUGGUCUUAAAAAUACUAGAAAAUACAGCUGAAGGGACAACAUUUCGACUAGAAAGAGCACAGGAUUCAGAUGGAGGACUUAACGGUAUCCAAAAGUACACCAUCAACCCCAACUCUUUUUUCCAUAUAAAAAUUACUGACAGUGAUGAAGGCAUUAUCUACCCAGAGCUAGUGCUGGACAAAGUGUUGGAUUGGGAGGAGCAGCAAGAGCUCAGUUUAACACUCACAGCACUGGAUGGCGGCUCCCCACCCAGGUCUGGGACCACUACUAUACGCAUUGUGGUCGUGGAUGUUAAUGACAACGCCCCGCAGUUUGCGGAAGCGCAAUAUGAGACCCAGGUUAAGGAGAACAGCCCGGUAGGGUCCCUAAUUGUUAAGGUGUCCGCAGGAGAUGUAGACUCCGGAGUCUAUGCGGAAGUAUCCUAUUCAUUUUUUGAUGCCUCUGAAGAUAUUAGAACAACCUUUCAAAUCAAUCCUUUUUCCGGGGAAAUCUUUCUCAGAGCGUUGCUUGAUUAUGAGCUAAUAAAGUCUUACAAAAUAAAUACACAGGCAAUCGAUGGUGGCGGUCUUUCUGCAAGAUGUACGGUUUUGGUCGAAGUAUUGGACACAAAUGACAAUCCCCCUGAACUGAUCAUGUCAUCACUUUCCAACUACAUUGCUGAGAACUCUCCUGAGACGGUACUGGCUGUUUUUAGGAUUAGAGACAGAGACUCUGGAGAAAAUGGAAAGAUGGUUUGCUACAUUCAAGAUGAUCUGCCCUUCCUACUGAAACCCUCCGUAGAGAAUUUUUACGUUCUAAUGACAGAGGGACCACUUGACAGAGAAAGCAGAGCCGAGUACAACAUCACCAUCGCCGUCACUGACUUAGGGAUUCCAAGGCUGAAAACACAGCACAACAUAACCGUGUUGGUCUCCGACGUCAACGACAACUCCCCGUCCUUCAGCCAAACCGUCUACACUGUAUUCGUCCGCGAGAACAACAGCCCCGCCCUGCACAUGGGCAGCGUCAGCGCCACAGACAGAGACUCAGGCACCAACGCCCAAAUCACCUACUCGCUGCUGCCGCCCCAGGACCCGCACCUCCCCCUCAACUCCUUGGUCUCCAUCAACGCGGACAACGGGCACCUGUUCGCUCUCAGGUCGCUGGAUUACGAGGCCCUGCGAGCCUUCGAGUUCCGCGUGGGCGCCACAGACGCAGGCUCCCCGGCGCUGAGCAGCGAGGCGCUGGUGCGCGUGGUGGUCGUGGACGAAAACGACAACUCGCCCUUCGUGCUGUACCCGCUGCAGAACGGCUCUGCGCCCUGCACCGAGCUGGUGCCCAGGGCGGCUGAGGCGGGCUACCUGGUGACCAAGGUGGUGGCGGUGGACGGCGACUCGGGCCAGAACGCCUGGCUGUCCUACCAGCUGCUCAAGGCCACGGAGCCCGGGCUGUUCAGCGUGUGGGCGCACAAUGGCGAGGUGCGCACCGCCAGGCUGCUGAGCGAGCGCGACGCCGCCAAGCACAGACUCGUCGUUCUGGUCAAGGACAAUGGCGAGCCUCCGCUAUCAGCCACCGUCACGCUGCACGUGCUCCUGGUGGACGGCUUCUCGCAGCCCUACCUGCCGCUUCCUGAGGUGGCCGCGGACCGGGCCCAGGCCGACUCGCUCACGGUCUACUUGGUUAUUGCGUUGACGUCCGUCUCGUCGCUCUUCCUGUUCUCCAUGCUCCUGUUUGUCGGGGUGCAGCUGUGCAGGAAGAACAGGGACGCCUCGGUGGGUCGCUAUCCGGUUCCUGAAGGCCACUUUCCAGGCCACUUGGUGGACGUCAGCGCCACCGGGACUGUAUCCCAGAGCUACCAGUAUGAGGUGUGUCUGACCGGAGGCUCAGAGACCAGCGAGUUCAAGUUCUUGAAUCCAGUUAUGCCCAAAAGUCAGACACAGGGCCAUUAGAGGAAUAAUGAAGAAAACCCCAACUUCCAAAAUAGCUUUGGAUUUAA
Molecule: messenger RNA, 4145 nt
Organism: Trichechus manatus latirostris (Florida manatee)
Lineage: Eukaryota; Metazoa; Chordata; Mammalia; Sirenia; Trichechidae
Product: protocadherin beta-10
Exons: 1
Coding region: 1759-4098 (779 amino acids)
Biological process (GO): homophilic cell-cell adhesion
Cellular component (GO): plasma membrane
Molecular function (GO): calcium ion binding
Source: RefSeq, a predicted model, not a curated record